AUUAUUGGGAUGAGUACUCGACCUCGUCCCGCCGGAUUAGCUGGAGCUAUUAGAGAUAAGCAAAUUUCCAAGUUUAAUGAAGAAGAAGCAAAAGCACUUUUGGAGUGGAUACAAGAAAUUGUCAAAGAAGAAAUUAAUACUGACGGAUCAUUCGAUAAUUUCCGGCAAACAUUACGAGAUGGACAAAUGCUUUGCAAGUUGAUGAAUGCGAUUAAGCCAGAAACAAUCAAGAAAAUUAUGAAACCUGUGAGUAAUUUCAAUUGUAUGGAAAAUAUCAAUCAGUUUUGUACUGCAGUUCGUUCACUGGGUGUUAAGGAUGAAGAGACCUUUCAGUCUGUAGACUUAUUUGAAGCGCGUGACCUUUUUUCUGUUUGUGUCACGUUGCAAUCGUUGGGUCGUUUGGUCGAAAAACAAUUCUCAAUAACUCCUCCACGACAGAUUUCGAAAAAAGAUAUCUAA
Molecule: messenger RNA, 459 nt
Organism: Thelazia callipaeda (thelaziosis nematode)
Lineage: Eukaryota; Metazoa; Nematoda; Chromadorea; Rhabditida; Thelaziidae
Source: the annotation of a GenBank genome assembly